Eufriesea mexicana is the source of this 1488-nucleotide messenger RNA. RefSeq names its product twinfilin actin binding protein (gene twf). Gene Ontology annotation, biological process: actin filament depolymerization; barbed-end actin filament capping; positive regulation of neuron projection development. The transcript is spliced from 6 exons. NCBI's taxonomy places the organism in Eukaryota, Metazoa, Arthropoda, Insecta, Hymenoptera, Apidae. The coding region runs from base 409 to 1470 and encodes 353 amino acids. Gene Ontology annotation, molecular function: actin filament binding; actin monomer binding. The record is from RefSeq and is a predicted model, not a curated record. Gene Ontology annotation, cellular component: myofibril; actin filament; cytoplasm.
UGAAAAUUCUGAUUUAUUUUAGUAAUCAUAUAAAUUCUAUUUUAUAAUUGAAACGUAAUUAUCUGUGAUUCUUCCAUUCUUUCAUCCUUUCCUUCCUUCUUUUAUUCAAAAGAAUAAUAAAUUGGAAUUGCAUUCAGAACAUUCUUGACAGAUCGUUCGUCAGUGUUCACUAGUGUGACGUACAGUUCUCUGUUGCUAGGAUCCUCCCGAAAAAUUCUUUUGUAGAUAGGUUGUGCUGGUGAUUUCUCUUGAUUUCGGAUUCUGUAUAAUUUUUUUCUCCAUUUCCUAAUUAUUUAUACGCGUGGUUUGUGGUGGUGAAUUGUGGUUCGUGAUUAAUCUCGAGAGGUUGGAAGAAGCGUAAUCAGUUCCCUACCAUAUUUUCAUUGGAACCCGAAUUGUUCACGGACCAUGUCACAUCAAACGGGAAUUAAAGCGAACGAUGCACUUAAAAAGUUAUUUGCAAAAUGUCGAGAUGGAAAAAUACGGAUCUUGAAAGUUUCUAUAGAAAAUGAGGAACUAACACCUGCUGCUUCCUCAAAACCAGUGAACAAGUGGCAAGAUGAUUAUGAUAAAAUGAUCAAACCUUUAAUCAUUGAGAAUCAACCUGCUUAUAUUCUUUAUCGUCUUGAUACCAAAUCUCCUGAUUCUGGUUAUGAUUGGUUAUUUAUUUCCUGGUCACCUGAUACUGCACCUGUUAGGCAAAAGAUGUUAUAUGCAUCAACUAAAGCAACUCUGAAACAAGAAUUUGGAACUGCAUCUAUAAAAGAAGAAUUGCAUGGUACUGUACCAGAGGAUAUAUCAUUAGAGGGUUAUCAUAAAUAUAAAAGAAAUAAUGCUGCACCAGCACCAUUAACCACUGCAGAAGAAGAAUUAGCAGAACUUAGAAAAAAUACAGUUACUACUGAUUAUAGUGUAGAAACACGGCAUCAGACAUUGAGUGGUGUUGCUUUCCCUGUGACAGAUGAGGCAAAACAAGCAAUUACAGAGCUUGGUAAAGGUAUACAUGAAUAUGUUCAAUUAAAGAUUGAUUUAGAAGAGGAAAAAAUACAUUUAGUUAUGGCUUGUGAUGUUUCAUUGGAUAAACUACCUACAAAAGUACCAUGUGAUUCUGCUAGAUAUCAUCUCUAUAAUUUUAAGCACACACAUGAAGGAGAUUAUAUGGAGUGUAUAGUUUUUAUAUAUAGCAUGCCAGGAUAUAGUUGCAGUAUUAAGGAAAGAAUGCUAUAUUCAUCAUGUAAAGCACCCCUUCUAGAGCUUAUUCAAUCACUUGGAGUGAUUAUAGCAAAAAAAGAACAUUUGAAAUCGUUGGAAGUAAAUAGUGGUGAGGAGUUGGCAGAUAUGUUGGAAGAUCCUCCAACUAUAAAAGAAACAGCUACAAUAACUCCUGCAACUCCAUCAACGCCUUAUGCUCCUCCUCAAUCUAUACCUGAGAAAAAGUCAAAACAGAAGAGAUCUUGUAUCUUGAGUUAACCGAUUCUACGUAUUUUG